This is a messenger RNA of Alosa alosa (allis shad), 1049 nucleotides long. RefSeq names its product angiopoietin like 8 (gene angptl8). The record is from RefSeq and is a predicted model, not a curated record. Bases 278 to 850 code for a protein of 190 amino acids. Gene Ontology annotation, biological process: triglyceride homeostasis; regulation of lipid metabolic process. The transcript has 4 exons. Lineage: Eukaryota; Metazoa; Chordata; Actinopteri; Clupeiformes; Clupeidae.
AAUCCACACACACAGCCCAAUAUAAGAGAGAGACGGUCAAGUGGAAACCAUAUGACAUGCACGCACUCAGCCAGCUCUCAGCACUAGCUCUAGGCCUCCUAGCUCCAUUUCAACAGACAUCAUAUCACAGCCACACAUCCACUAAGCCCCUCCAACAGAACAACCAUCUCCACUUUGAGACCACUUGAGGCACUUUUCAACCACAUCCACCAGGACUGGCGUGAAAUCACCUGUUGAUUGGCUAACGCCCGGUAACUGGUAACUGACUUCCGUGACAAUGCGGUCGCUGUGCAGGCUGUUCAUGGCGGCGGCCGCCAUGUGGGCGUUUGGCGGCAGGGUGCAAGCGGCCCCGACGACAGGGCAGCCGGCCUCUGAGGAGGAAGUGAACGUGCUGAUGUUUGGCGUGCUGCAGUUCAGUGAGUCGCUGCGCCACACCUACCAGACCACCGAGGCCCGGCUAGCCCGGCUGGCCAGAGCCGUGCGCACCACCGAGAGCCUGGUGCGAAGGAUCGACCGCCAGACGCUGGAGGCCAAGCAGGCAGAGGUCCAGAUCAGAGAGGGGAUCCACCACCUCCAGGCACAGACUGCGGAUCUUAAGAGCACCGCCCAGCAGGCUAAAGGGAAGGUGGAGCAGGUGCAGCAGGAGGAGCUGGAGCUCAAGAUGAAGCUUAGUGGACUGGAGUCCACCCUCACCAGCGCCAGCCCUGACAACGUCAAAUCACUCAAGGACACAGUUCAGAAGCACUCAAGGCUGCUGAAGGAUUUACUGGACUGGACCAAGAAACAGAGGGAGAAAAUUGAGCUUCAGAACCAACAGUUGACCCAGUUACAGAAACAGAAUGGGUUGUAAGACCUGCCUGAAGAAAAGACACACUGGACACUCCACACUCCCAUUAUUUGGAAGACUAUACUUCAAGCUAUUUACAUACCCACAAACAGAUCCAGCCAAUACAUUUCAGCUAAUACAUCAUAUCAUAUAAUACUGUAUUUUAAUGUUUCGGACAUGCUUACUUAUUAUUUUAUUACUUAUGUGUUACUUACUUACUUAU